Messenger RNA from Oncorhynchus mykiss (rainbow trout), 3977 nucleotides. The record is from RefSeq and is a predicted model, not a curated record. NCBI's taxonomy places the organism in Eukaryota, Metazoa, Chordata, Actinopteri, Salmoniformes, Salmonidae.
GAAUGAUUAACUGAAUUAAAAGGACAAUAUAAAAAGAGCUGGUUGUGUUGCACAUGGUGGACUUGAACUAGUUUCUGGUUUUCAAGGCAAGGCUAGUGUAACUGAACCACAACGACCUGCUGAACAGACAGAAGACCGUGAGCUUCACGCGCAGGGAUCACAGCACGGGCUCUUGGUAACACCUGGGUUGUCCUUUACCAAACGGACUCAAAAAGAGACAAUGACAUGAUAUAGGCUAUAGAUCCAUAAGGCUGUAUGGAAAGGUUAGUUAAAAUGCAUAACCAUAGACAGACUAAAGCAAAUGUUUUAACAGAUGUGACACCUAUUUUAACAUUAGUUCAGGGUGAAGUUAUAGGCUACAGUUCUAUUGUUAGGCACAGACUCCGAGCUCCCAAACAAAGCGACGCAGGGAGCUAGGGAAACGGAGCGCAACGCUUAUUUAAUAGGUUAGUGACUCUUUCCCUCACACACACACACACAGAGAGAGAGAGAGACACACUGGGAUGGAGAUGUAACAGCCGUGCGAAGGCGGUUUCCACAGCGAUGAAGCAUUUUGGAGGCAGUUUUUAACCGCUGUACAUAGAAGAGAGAGAGAAAACGAUCGACUCGACAAGCCUGAGAUCGGCGAGGGAAGACCAGAAUAAAAAAAGGGGGGGGUGCAGUGUCUCUGGCCCAAGUGUCACAGACAGCGGGAGGAAUAUCAUCUUUAGCCGCUAAUCCCUGCAAAUUCGAGGAGAGAAAAAGUGCCAGUGUCACUAUAGGCCUUAAGAGCCAGAGAUGAUUCAUUCUAAACCUCAAAGUGAAGGAUAACAAGUGGCCCAGACUCCUGUGACCUCUCAUCCCACCACCUCCUCCUUCACUCUGUUCGAGUCAUUUCCUCUAACCUCUAAACUGUGUAACGUUCUCCAUUCCCCCCGGCUGGUUCAAUCUAUACAGACACAGACUGACUGGAUGACCAUCUGGACCUAUGUAAAUCAACACGAAGACAACAUAAACCAACCAGCAGAGAGGCCUUGAAGACGGACUCUCCUGGAUACUGACUGAGCUGCCAGAUGCUACUCUGGAUGGGGCAGGAGGCUGUAGGCUGUUAGGCUAGCUAGGCCAUGCUGCUCCCUGUGCCUUCCUCCUCUCCCAUGCUGCUUCCAGGAGACCUACGGGCUACAAACAUCAUUAUCAUCAUCUUCAUCACUCCCCAAUGCCACAGGAAGUACAGUGCCUAGGAGGGGACUGACUGAACCUCAACUAUUACGGACAGAGUGAACUGGAAACACACACACACACACAAACAGACCCUUCAGCUGUGGAACAGACAAAGACAGAAGGCAAAGAGAUACUAAGCACUGAGAGGAGGGCGGGAUUAUGGCUGCCGAGAGUCUGACCGAGCUCCGUGAUUGGCUCUUUCUGCUCCUCCUGUGCCUGACUCUAUUGGCCGAGAUGCUGGAGUUGGCGGCGGCAGCAGUUGCCAUGGAGGAAGGCGAGGAAGACUUCCCGUGCCCGUCAGUGUGCCGGUGUGACGAGGGCUUCGUUUACUGUAACGACCGGAGCCUGAGCAUGAUCCCUCCUCUACCGUUAACAGCUACCGUUCUCUACCUACAGAGCAACCGGUUGGCCAACUCCGGCCUGCCGGCGUCGUUAGAGCGCAGCAGUAGUAUCCGUGUGGUCUACCUUUACGCCAACCAACUAGACGAGUUUCCUAUACACCUGCCGCCGUCGCUACGGGAACUACACCUGCAGGACAACAACAUUCGGACGUUGCCGCGCACGGUGUUGGCCAGGUUACCGUUGCUAGAGAGGCUACACCUGGACGACAACUCCAUCUCCACGGUGAGCAUUCAGGAGCGGGCCUUCUCCGGUACGCGGCGGCUGAGGUUACUCUUCCUCUCCCGGAACCACCUGUCCAGCAUCCCAGCCGGCCUCCCGGCUUCUUUAGAGGAGCUGAGGUUAGACGACAACCGCAUCAACACCAUCCCCACCCACGCCUUCCGGGGCCUGGCCUCACUGAGACGCCUGGUCCUGGACGGGAAUCUCCUGGCCAACACCCGCAUCGCUGAUGACACCUUCUCCCGCCUGGCCAACCUCACGGAGCUGUCGCUAGUCCGCAAUGCCCUGCAGGCCCCACCCAUCAACCUGCCCAGCACACACCUGAUGAGGCUGCACCUGCAGGACAACGGACUGAUUCACGUGCCCCGGGGGACCCUGGACGGGAUGAGGAGGCUGCAGCGGCUGGAUCUGUCAGGGAACAACCUGACCACUCUGCCCCGGGGGCUGCUGAGGGACACGGACGGCCUGGAGCUGUUGCUGCUCCGGGGGAACCCCUGGUACUGUGGCUGCAACCUGCACUGGCUCCACGCCUGGCUGUAUGGCCGCGGGGCGGCGGUGACAGUACGGGGCCUGACCUGCCACGGACCGGAGGCGGUGCGAGGCCAGGCCCUCAGGGACCUCUCUGGGCUCAUGGACCAGUGUGAAGGCCCCCCAGGAGGGGUGAACAGUGUGGGGGGUAGAGGAGGAGGUGUCACUAGUACUACCACCUUUCCCCCCACCCAGGGCUCUCUGUUCACCCUCAGAGCCAUACGGCCGGGCCUGGUGAAGCCAUUACCACCGGGAGGAGAGGCGGGGGGUCAUGCCUCACACAACGCUUUAGAACUCACCGUGAAGCCUCUGUCGGCAGACAGUGUGCAGGUGACGUGGCUGUGCCCGCGGCCGGCGCCCUCCUUCCGGCUGUCCUGGCUGAGGCUGGGCAGCAGCGCCGCUCUGGGUUCCAUCACAGAGACGCUGGUACCCGGGGAGAGACAGCAGUACCUACUGACCCAGCUCACGCCACGAUCACACUAUCUCAUCUGCCUGCUCCCCCUGCGCUCCACAUCCUCCCACUCUGGAGGGUCACAGAGAGGACAGCAACAGGAAAAGGACACAACAGACCAGAGCCCUGUCUGCUCUCAGAUAGAGACGGGGGAGGCUCUGCGCCCCGAGGGGGGAAAUGGGGGUGAGGACUCGGACACAGAGAUGGCAGCCCUCCCCCUGGCCGAGAUCAUUGGCGGAGCCACAGCCCUAGUCUCCCUCAUACUCAUCUUCGGCAUCUUCUGCUGGUAUGGCCAGCGCACCGGGUAUGUCUCCGGGGAAACAGACUCCUAUGGGGUCAGAGGUCAGCGUGUGGUCGGGAAGCCGUACGAUGACUACGUGGAGUCGGGUACUAAGAAGGACAGCUCCAUCCUGGAGAUCAGGAGCCCCGGCUUCGCCAUGACGCCCAUGACGACCCAUCAGCCACUGCAACCCAAAGGAGGGGAGGAUGUGACCUACGUGCACACCAUCUUCCCCUCAACGCAUGGUAACGGCACCUACCGAAGCAACCAGAGUCACAACGGCAUCAUCACCCAACUGGGUCACACGGCAGGCUACGGGACCAACCAGGGUUACCGGGAGCAAGGGAUGAUCCCAGAUAUAGACUACUCCUACACGUGAUGACAUCAUCUCAGACACACUUCUCCCACCCCCACCGGUUGGAUGCCGUUCUAAGGAUACGGUUCCAGCAGGCGGUUGGUUGGUUGGUCUCCUUGGUUCCAAAGUACCCUCUGUGCCUCCUCACUUCUGCUCUGAAUCUUAUUUAUCUGUUACUAGCUGACUGGCUUGGGUUGCUGUGUCCCCACAGGGCCACCCCACAUACAUGUUUGCUGGGUGACAGAAGUGUUUCAGUGCUUCUCAUGUUUAUACAUUGUUUUGAGGUCUCAGUAUCUUUACAGCUACUGUACUCUUCCUUCUAUUCCAUAAAAGACCGUUAGUAGUUUGAGGUGGAUGUUUAGGCGUAGGCAGACGCUAAAAGGCAAAUAUAUUCCAGACAGAAACACUUGUGUAGACUGCUACACUAUAUAUACACAAAAGUAUGUGGACACCCUUUCAAAUGAGUGGAUUCGGCUAUUUCAGUCACACCUGUUGCUGACAGGUGAAAAAAAUCAAGCACACAGCCACGCAAUCUCCAUAGA